CAACGCAAGCAGGACGUCUUAUCAUCUCUCGGGUAGAAAGUUACGCGUAUCGCGUAUCGUCUCUCUUCUCAACUCUACAGUCGCCGCCCCUCGCCGUCUCUCUACUCUGGUGUAGGCUUCAGCUUCCUUCCCCUCCUCUUUGUCCCCCACGCCGCUUCCGAUCUUCCCGUCCUGUCCUAUCCAAGCGUCGCCCAUGGAAGCGAAGAUGGGAAGUGAUCUCAGCGCCGACUUUGGGAAGCUGGUCGUGGGGGAAGGGGAGCAUACUAGGUGGACGGAUUCAAGGGGGUUGGUUGAAGGUCAUGUGGUUUGCGCUAUUUGUUUGGAGAAGAUAUUGAUCCAGGAGACGGCUCUUGUAAAAGGUUGCGAGCACGCGUACUGUUUAACAUGUAUCCUAAGAUGGGCAACAUACAAGAAAAAUCCUUCAUGCCCUCAGUGCAAGAAUCCAUUUGAUUCCUUGACGGUCCAUCGUUCUCUUGAUGGCUGUAUCCAUGAUUACAUGUUUGAGGAAAGUGUCUGCCUUCUUCUUAGAGCCUCUUGGUUUAUUCCCCUUGCGAUAGAAGCUCACGAAGAUGCAUAUGAAGAGGAGGAUCUUUCUUAUUACUAUUAUGCAGAGCAUAUUCAAAAUGAAGAAGAUGAUGAAGAAGACGAAACUUAUUUUGCCAGAGGUUCAUCAAGAAUUCGAAUUGGCAAUAGGAGAUGGGGAGACAAUGGUUUUAUAAGGGAUGGGAGAAAGGAGGCAAGGCCUGUGAAUCGGCGGUCAUCGGAGGACUCCGCAGCCGGUCCAUCUCGCCAGCCAAAGAUGAAAGAAGUUGCUAGUAAUGCACCACCAACUGGAAGGCGAGCGAAAAGAGCCCUCAAGAGAGAAGCUGAAGAUAAGGCUGCUGUUACUAAACACCAGCAACAUCUUCAGAGGCUAGGCCUAAAGUAAUCUUCCACAUGAAGAUUAACUGGAUACCUUCUCAGCUGGCUUUGCAAUUAGGCCAUGACCUAUUAGUUGGACCUGCUGUACAGUAUAUUGGCCUUGUUUGAUAAUCUACUCGGAGUACUAUAUUGGGAUGACUUUCUUCUUCUUUUUUAAAGCGGCUUUCUAGUU
Dendrobium catenatum is the source of this 1093-nucleotide messenger RNA. RefSeq lists its product as uncharacterized. The coding region runs from base 194 to 928 and encodes 244 amino acids. NCBI's taxonomy places the organism in Eukaryota, Viridiplantae, Streptophyta, Magnoliopsida, Asparagales, Orchidaceae. The record is from RefSeq and is a predicted model, not a curated record. The transcript is spliced from 4 exons.